AUGAAGAUGCUCAACUACACCACUUACCAGAGUUACCAAUGCAUCAACUACCUCGAGUCUUCACGCUCCAUGAGACAGAUCAACUACACGACGCCCAAGGCUGGCAUCGUGGGGUUGAUCGGGACUGUCGCGUCGGAAUGGAGAUGCAUAUAUCAUUUGAUCUUUGCCAUCCAAGAUGCCCGCGCACAGGCUGAGCGCACCUUGAGUAUCAAAGCGUUCAAGCUCUCGUACCAGCUCCCCGUGCGAUUCUCCCACACGCUAGACACCGCAAAACGCGCUACUCGGGCGCUCGACUGGGCAGUCUUCACGGGGGAGGUCGGGUCGCUUUUUACAAUUAGGGAUGGCGCGUACUUCCCAACGGAAUGUGAUGUUGAGGAUCAUCUCCCGACAAGGGAGAGGACGGCGGUCUCCCCACGUCGGCCGCAGGGGGUGCAGAUUUCUGGGAUCUGUUUUCCAGUAGCCUAG
Molecule: messenger RNA, 465 nt
Organism: Aspergillus candidus
Lineage: Eukaryota; Fungi; Ascomycota; Eurotiomycetes; Eurotiales; Aspergillaceae
Exons: 3
Coding region: 1-465 (154 amino acids)
Source: RefSeq, a predicted model, not a curated record